Messenger RNA from Phanerochaete carnosa HHB-10118-sp, 738 nucleotides. RefSeq lists its product as uncharacterized. The record is from RefSeq and is a predicted model, not a curated record. Lineage: Eukaryota; Fungi; Basidiomycota; Agaricomycetes; Polyporales; Phanerochaetaceae. Bases 1 to 738 code for a protein of 245 amino acids. The transcript is spliced from 8 exons.
AUGACCUCUCAGCAGACUGUUAUUCGUGAAGUAGUCAAGGAUAUCUGGACGUUUUCUUGCCCGUUCUCGCGCUUCGGUUUUGUCCCUGUUGGAGGAAGGUCGACCGCAAUCAAGCUAUCCUCUGGCGACGUCUGGGUCCUAGCUUCAACACCUCUAAAUGAUGCGACCAAGUCGAAACUAAGCGAACUCGGUCCCGUGAAGUACAUCGUCAGUGCUGACGCAGUUCACCAUCUGUUCCUCGGCGAAUUUAAGAAAGAGUAUCCCUCGGCUAAGCUGAUUGCUCCAGAGGAGGCCAUCAAGAAGAAGACGGAGGAGGGGCUGACCUUCGACGGUUCCUGGGGAAAGGAUCCAGAAGAUACCACAUACGGAUUUGAACAUGAUGUAUGCCAUCUCUCUGCAUAUUUUUCGGGACAUCAGAACAAGGAGGUCGUCUUUUUCCACCCUUCCUCAAAAACGCUGAUUGAAGCCGACCUUCUCUUCAACCUACCUGCGAAUGAGCAAUAUUCCAAGUCGUCGUCUUCUGGGCGUAUACCGCUGCUAGGAAACAUGAUUCAUCCAUGGCACGGUCUCCACAAGAAGCUCGCUUGGGCGGCGGGGGUCGACAAAGCUGCUAUGAAGAGAGACUGCAAAGCCAUCGCCGAUUGGGAUUUCAAGAGGAUUAUCCCAUGCCAUGGUGAUGUAAUCGAGGAAAGAGGAAAAGAUGCUUUCAUGGAGGCGUUUAAGGCUUUCUUGGACUAA